Messenger RNA from Erythranthe guttata (spotted monkey flower), 1078 nucleotides. The record is from RefSeq and is a predicted model, not a curated record. Lineage: Eukaryota; Viridiplantae; Streptophyta; Magnoliopsida; Lamiales; Phrymaceae.
AAGCUGUGCUCUGUAUUAUGAUGGGCAUAAAUUUUGAUUUUCAGGGUGCUUUGUUAUCUAAUCCGAUAUGCACACAAGAUGUUUGUCAAAAUGUCACUUCCGUACUGUGUUUUGCUGUAAUUUUAUUCUGAAGUUUAGAAACUUGUUCUAGCUUUCAGCACUCGUAAGCUCUAACAAUUAGUGGCAAACAGUAUUUCCGUUGUCAAUUGGAUGAACUACCAUUCUUGUAGAAGCAUAAAUUGGAAGGAAUUCCACUUUAAAUACAGAACAAUUGACACAUUUGACAUUGUCAUUUCACAUCUUGCUGAAUUUUUUUGGUGUGGUAAAAAAAUAUGGAAAGACCCCUCACUCUAAAGCCACUGAGCAUCCAAGACGAAAAUUCUGCCAUCCAUCGUAAAAAGGUUGUUAUUGAUGGUAAAUCCAAGACCUCCAGACCAGUUUCUAAGAAGGGUGGAGUUCUACUCGAGAGUCGUAAAGCUCUCAACGACAUUACAAACAAGUCAUCCAUUCAUAUUGAAGCAUCAUCACAGCAAAACACUUCUCGAAAUAAAAAGUGUAAUCAUGUAGUUGAGGCCGAGGCACUGUCGAAGAAAAAGAGUUCAGUAAAUGAGAAAAUUAACAUUGCGGAAGAGGGUUUCUUGCACGACCAUAGUAAGUGCAUUGAAGCACAAAAGGCAACAUCGGAACUUCAUUUCUGGGACACGGUUCUUCCUGGACAUGAUUCUGCAAAUAUUAAUAAGGAACUAACUAAGAUCGAUCCCGAAAUUAGUAGCACGAGCAGCUCUUAUAUGGAACUGGAAGAGUUGUCCAUGUCAGAGUUUUCCGAUUGGUUCGAGUCUCCUCCCUCUUCACCAAUAAGCCUGGAUUCUCAACCAACCUCUCCAUUUGCAUGGGACCUUGUUACAGUUGACUUAAUCCUCAAGGAAGAUUGCCAUGAUGAUGAUGAUGUCAGACGAUCCAAGAUUCUUGAUAAUUGCACGACAUCAAUUUCGAACUUAUGUUAGACCAUUUCAUUUGUAUUCAAUUUCCAGAAGCUGGAAAAUUGAUGCCCUGAGAUUUUUAAUGUCCUGAAACUUGA